Messenger RNA from Rhodofomes roseus, 1216 nucleotides. RefSeq lists its product as uncharacterized. The coding region runs from base 237 to 917 and encodes 226 amino acids. Lineage: Eukaryota; Fungi; Basidiomycota; Agaricomycetes; Polyporales; Fomitopsidaceae. The record is from RefSeq and is a predicted model, not a curated record. The transcript has a single exon.
CUCGGUUCAGCAAGUGCAGAGGAAUAGACCAUCAUCGGACCAUGUGUUUCAGCCGGAUCCCGCGCGAGCUGUGCGUUUCUCCGUGAUCUGCAGAGGAGAGGGCGUACGAAUGCGGUCCGUGGGACAAAACAUUCCUGUACUGGACUACACCGCCGUAGACGCACAGCGUCCAUUCGCCCCGUUAUGUCGCGGAGUCCGUGCGUCUGUCCCCCUCUGCGGAACACUCGUCCUCGGACAUGCACCGCUUUCGUCCAAGUCGCCCUCCCCCGGCUUCCCACCUACCUCUGAUGCGGACGCGACGUACUCGACCAACAGCACCGAAUCCUCCUGCUAUUGUCACGGUCGAGCCAGCUGGCAGCGUAGAGAACAGAUGUGCUGUGGCUGCACAUUCGGGCUCCGACACGACCACGCGGCCAACACCGACGCGCGUCCAAGCCUCCGGUCGGAAUCGGGCAGACAAAUUCUCUCAAGCCAAUUGUCGAGCACGUUUCGGCAGGCGGCAGACCGUUAUUAUCGAGUCCAAAGUGCGCGUGCAUCUCCUUUCCGGCAACAGCCAUCAUCUGGUACCUAGAUUGCCACCGAUCGUGAAGAUCGCGUGGCGAUGGAUGGUCUCUAUGCCCCCAACAACAAGGCCUACCUUAUCCGGAAGCCACAACGCCUGCCUCGACGCGGGCCUGUACGCGACUCCUGCACCGCACAGUGCGGGGGCGAUUACGUUCUGCGCACCCGCGAAUGACUACCUGGCCAAGCUCGAGGCUGCUGCACCUUCGAGCCCGCGUCACCAGACCCAUCCCUCCGAGGCCUUCGGCUCUCCAUCCUCUGCCGACCGCAAGUGUGUAAGCCGCCCGACCGGAUUUCCAGCCUCCGCGUACUCGGAGUCGCAGCUAGCGAGCCUCGAGGAUACUAGGAUUGCAUAGCCGUACCCCGCCCGACCUCGCCGCCUGGGGCGACUUGGCCGGCUUAGCACAGCAUUCCGUCCUCGUCGCGCGAUGCGGUGCCGGGCCCACAUGCCUCUUUCGUCGUUCACAUCCUCGAGGCAUCUGUUCUAUCUUCUGUGGGGCGACCAGCGCUUCUGUUGCGCAUGCUGAUGUCCAGGACGAGGUCUCCGGACGACCAAUGCGGGGCGAGAUGGUGACGCAGCACAGUGGGCAGAGGGGCGGGCUCAGUCGACUCGUGGGCGUACUCACGCGGGAACCUCGAGCUAGCUCGUUCUUAA